Molecule: messenger RNA, 4070 nt
Organism: Prinia subflava (tawny-flanked prinia)
Lineage: Eukaryota; Metazoa; Chordata; Aves; Passeriformes; Cisticolidae
Product: probable E3 ubiquitin-protein ligase HERC3
Exons: 23
Coding region: 497-3097 (866 amino acids)
Biological process (GO): protein polyubiquitination; ubiquitin-dependent protein catabolic process
Cellular component (GO): cytoplasm
Molecular function (GO): ubiquitin protein ligase activity
Source: RefSeq, a predicted model, not a curated record
UGUACAGCUCACAAGAAUGUCACUGAAUGUUUUAAUUUUGAACCAAAGCAAGCCAGCGAAUGUUUGCUCUGAACUUCUGUGGCUUUAACAUCCAUUUAAUCAUUUCCUUUCCUCUCUGCUUGCAACCAUCCUGGGCAGAACACUCCCCUGGAUAGCUCACCCCUUUUGUUCCAUCUCAUAACAGCCCCAAAUGGCAAGCUUCAGGCAAAGUAAGAAAAGUGAGGGCGUGUAGUUCCAGCACCGCUGGAAGCCAGCAGUGAGCGCCCAAGUUCGUCUGAGUUUCUGGGGCUGGUCCGAAGUGUUACUCAAGCUCAGGCAGCGCCAUCCGACUGGGACUCUCCAGUCCAUUUAAGAGCACACACAGUCACAGAGCAAUGAGAUAUGGUGCUCAAACCACGAUGGAACACAUGAGCUCAUUCGCUCCCCCGAUGGGAAGCUUUCUGAACACUGGGCUAAAGCUUCAGCAAACUGCCCCAAGACAAGGCUGGUGCAAGGAAUGGGAAACCGAAAUAUUGUUCAAAUAGCGUGUGGGGACCAGCAUGCCAUGGCACUAUCCAGAGGGGGUGAGCUCUUCACCUGGGGCCAGAACACCCAUGGACAGCUUGGAGUGGGGAGCCAAACCAUGACUACUCCCAUACCACAGCUGGUGGAAAGACUAAAGGGCAUCCCACUUGCUCAAAUUGCUGCUGGAGGAGCUCACAGCACCACCGUGUCACUCUCUGGAGCUGUGUACUCCUGGGGAAAGAACAGUUUUGGACAGCUGGGACUCGGAGACACGAAAGACAGGGACUGCCCAACAUAUGUUGGAGCUUUAGAGCACUGGAAGACUGUAUUUAUCUCAUGUGGGGCAGAUCAUACUGCAGUUCUCUCCAAGGAGGGGCUAGUGUGCACCUUUGGAGCAGGAGGAUCUGGCCAGCUGGGUCACAACUCCACCCGGAAUGAACUCCUGCCUCGUGUGGUGGCUGAGCUGUGGGGAGCAAGGGUUUCACACAUCGCCUGUGGCAGACAAUACACUCUGGUCUAUGUCUCUUCCUUGGACAAAUUCUAUUUCUCUGGUUCUGGUGAUGAAGCACAACUGGGAGAUGAGAGGAAGCCAAAUCAGUUGAUACCACUUCCCAUCAAUUCACCAGUGAAUACGGGAAAAUCCUGCCAGAAAAAGGGUGCAUCAAAAAAAGAGAACAAAAUUGCUGCAGCAGUACACCAAAGUUUUGCCUGUUGCAAGGAGGAGAACAAGAAUUUGAAUGGAAUUGCUACUCUGGAGGAUAAAGAAGUGGAUGCAUGGAUUUCUAAUUCUAGAUGUCAUGAGAGUAUAAAAAAAAAUAUCAGACGGAUCUUCUCAUCUGAGGCUUGCAUCAAUGGAAGCUUCCUGGACAAAAGAGACAAACAUUUCAAAACUUCCAAAGAAGUCUCAGGAGUAGACAUGUCAGAAGUGAAACAUUUUUAUGAGAAGAUCAGUAAAAACCGAACAGUCUAUCAGGAGGUGCAAAAGGAGAUUAGGAACUUACUGCCAUCUUUGUCUUCCUCUCCCAUCUCACCUGAAAAUUUCCGAGUCUACUUGAUCUUGCCUUUCCUUCUGCAGGCAGAGGAUGGAGACUCUUUCCUUUCUCUGAUUCUUCUGGCUCAAACCAUCCUGAAGCUCCAGCCAGAGGGCCUGCAAACUCUUGAAUGCCUAUGGUCAAAUCUAGAAACAUUCUUUUUCAAGAAGCUGGUUAUUCUGUAUCAGAGGGUUUCCCAGCAAAUUCUGUUUCAAUUUGUCAGGAGGCCAGGCUGCCUCUUCAACCUGGACCCAGCUGAAACUCAGCCUCUGCAAAUACUGCAGAUGCUUUACCAGGUGAACUCCAGAACUGGCUUCAGAGUACAUGAGAGCAUCUUCCAUGUACCUGGAGUAGGAGAGGUUAUCAACUUAUGUUCGUGGUCCAAUAUAGUAACAGUCCUAUGGAAGCUGAGCAAGUACCCAUGCAUCUUUGACAGGGAAAACAAGAUCCGUGUUCAUAGUACAGAAUGCAGUUCUCUGUCCAGGACCUGUAUUUUACCCUUUAUAUGGAUCCCUCAGAUAUGGAAUUUUUGUGUCAGAAGACAAUGUCUUCUGCAAGACAUAUGGAAAAAUUUAAAAUCCGCCUCAAACCAAGAUUUCAGGAAGACAUUAAAGGUGUCUUUUGUGGGUGAGGUGGGGGUGGAUGAAGGUGCGCUGUCCCAGGAGCUCUUCAGCAUUGCAGCCAGGACCCUCUGCCAGCCUGGCACCAGCGCCUUCUGCCGCUUCAAGUCCGGCCUCGUGUGGUUCCCCACACAGGCCUCGAGCUGUGAGGAUGAGGACACCUUCCUCUUGAUCGGGACACUGUGUGGAAUGGCCCUGUUUAACCAGCGCAUGGUGCCCUUCCCCUUCCCCAGGGCUCUCUACAAAAAGCUACUGGACCUGGCCCCCACCCUGGAGGACCUGAAGGAUCUGCUGCCAACCACGGGCCGGAGUCUUUGGAAAAUUUUGAAUGAAGAAAAUGAUAACUUGGACUUGGUCUUCACGGCAACAAAAGGAGAAGAUUCCAUGGAUGUUGUUGAACUUAAAGAAAAUGGUGCCAACAUUCCUGUCACUAAGGACAACAGGAGAGAAUAUGUUGAUUUGUAUGUGAAUUACAUGUUCAAUGAAUCAGUACAGAAGCCAUUUGAGGACUUUAUGCAAGGGUUCUUAAGAGGCUGCCCAGCUAGAAACUGGAAGAUGUUUUUCCCUGAAGAGCUGCAGGUGCUUCUGGAGGGAUACAAAACAUUUGACUGGCAUCUGCUGGAAAAGAAUGUGAUAUACAGUCAGUAUAAGAAGUUCGAUCAAACCAUCAGGAAUUUUUGGGCUGUGUUUCACAAUCUAUCAGACGAAAAAAAGAAAAUGUUUCUUGCUUUUUUGUCAGGAUCUGAUCGAAUCACUGGAUAUGGACUGGAAUGUUUUAGAUUUUUGAUUGCAGAUCCUCAACUAGAAAAUCCAGAUGAGUCCUAUCCCUAUCCCAGUACUUGCUCCCUCAUUUUGUUCCUCCCCAGAUACAGCAGUAAAAAAAUACUCGAAGAGAAGUUGCUUUUUGCCAUAGAGCAUAAUGAAGGUUUUGGCCGUGCCUAACUCUAGGAUAGAAGCACUUAAAGCAAAAAUAAGAAAAUGAGUCUUUGUUCACUUUUCAUAUUUUCUCUUAAUAACUCUUAAUUUCCUGAUUUCUACCCUGCCUCAUUUUUACUGCACUUUAUAAACACCUGAGGGUAUAUAUUUGCUGAGAUUUUGUAUUGCUUAUAAAAUUGAGCUUUGACCAGAUACCUCAUAGUUAGAUUGUGAAGUUAGGAGAGAAGAAUCCUGUUUGGCGCACUUCAGAGAAGCAAGCUGAUAAGCCAGCAUAUUUACAUAUAUGUGCAGGCAGGGUCUGCACUGUUCUGGUUGUGUCAGGACAGUGAGCUCCCAGCAGCAGGGAUUCUGUGAUUUGUACAUUCAUGCAUUAGCAAGCAAACAACCAGGGUGUGCUAAGCUGUCACCCUUGCAAGGUAAAGCUCGGGUAAGGUUUUCAUCUGUGUUACUUAAGGGUUCUCUUGGGGAGCAACACAUUUAAUGAGACUGUGAAUUGAAGGAGCUGUCUGUGGUCACCUGGAUAUGGUCUGUGAUUUAUCUGAGAGAAAUUCUUAGCAGAAUUUGAUCAUUCCUAGACUUUUCCAAAGCUGUAUUAAUGAAUUAUAAUAAUACAUUUUUUUGUUAUUUAGUGUGAUAAUUGUGAUAUUUGUCACGUUUCUUUAUUUCUUCUAAGGAGAUGUUUCACAGUUAAAUCAUAAAAUUGUAGGCUUGCAGAACAGCACUGCCUACAGAACCCUGUGGACAUGAGGCUGGCAGGGCUUCUGGAAUCUCAUUGUCAAAACAGUGCAGAGCACUGGCAGGAUAUUAACAAUGUCAGGCAGGGUUUUCUGCAUAUUUUGCUGUGUGGAGAGAGGGAGAGAAACAACAGUCAUUAUUUUUCAGCAGUCUUCUCUUUGAUGCGUUAAGUGUGUCAGGGGACAUCCAUAUGUAUUGAAGAGUUCCACUGUCUUAAAUAAAAUGGUGAUGGAUUAAAUUUUCA